CGUAACACUUGCGCACGUAAUACUUCGCCAUCUCGACGAAUCGUGAACGACAAAUGGGAGGAUUAAUUUCAGCGUCUUCGUCCGCAGUGUCUUGAGCAGCGUGAGCAAUUCCCGCGAGGUUGACAUUUAAUUUUUGUCGUCAACGCAAAGUUUUUUUGAUCUCGUUGACACUUGACAAACACGAAGGCACCAUUAGGAGGAAAAUGUCUAAGAUCGAGGAGGCGAACGAGCAUAUACGGCAGGCCGAGAAAGCUUUAAAGGCCACUUUUUUAAAGUGGCGACCUGAUUACGAAGUGGCAGCCGAGGAGUAUUCACACGCAGCUACAUGUUUUCGAAUAGCCAAGUCAUAUGUAAAGUGUAAAGAAUGUUUGAUGAAAGCAGCUGAUUGUCACAAACAGGGAAAAGCAUGGUUCCACGCAGCAAAAUGCAUCGAACAGGCUUUGCUCAUUUGCAAGGAAAUGGGAGACUUGUCGGAGGUGCCGAAAUUGGCUCACAAUGCGUGUAGUCUCUUUCAACAGCACGGUUCGCCUGAAUCGGGUGUGACGGCACUCGACAAAGCGGCCAAGAUGCUCGAAUCCACACAACCUCGGGAGGCUCUGGAGUUGUUCAGGCGUGCGGCUGACAUAGUGAUUGGCGAGGACAGUCCGCGGCACGCGGCGGAAUACGUAAGCAAAGCCGCGAGAUUGUUGGUGAAGCUGCAAAGGUACGACGAGGCUGCGGAUGCGAUACGUCGCGAGAUCGGACUGUAUCAGGAAAUUAAACUCUGGCCGUCAAUCGGACGACUCACUGUGGUGUUAGUGCUGGUGCAAUUGGCGCGGAGCGAUCAGGUGGCGGCCGAAAAAGCUUUCAAGGAAUGGGGAAAUUACUGCGAGCCUCCCGAGGUGCAAACGUUGGAAAUGCUCCUACAGGCUUAUGACAACGAGGACGCGGACGCGGCCCGAGCGGCUCUCAACAAUCCCUUUAUCAAGCACAUGGAUGUGGAGUACUCGAAACUUGCGCGAACCUUGCCUUUGCCGCAACAGGAAUACGCCGUUCCACCUGCCGGGGUGAGAGCCAACGCCGCGGAAUCUUACGUUUCUCCUAAUGUGUCCAAGUCCAAUGAACAAACUUCUGGUGAAACAGAAGCUGCUAAUCAUGAAAAACCCAAGGUCAACGAGUCCGCGGAAAAGAUGGUCGAAAAGAAGCCCGAAGUCGCGCCGGCGCCGGAACCGUCUCAAAAGGAGGAGGACAUGGACGAAUACGAGGGAGGUUUAUGUUAAAAUUGUCAUUAAAUGUAUAAAACCACAAAAAAAUAUUCUCUGUUGCUUAUAAAAUGUAAACUCCGACACUUGCACGUAUACCAAGUGUUUGCAAAUCAGCUUAAUCUAUUCGUUAGUGGCUUCGAUGAAAAAAAAAUUCUAAGAUUUAAUAUUUAAGAAAAAAGUAAAAAGGAAACUGGACUCUGUGGCCUGUUGUUAGGAAUAACGGAGUGACGUGGUUUUGUUUCACUUAUAUGUUUGAUGUAGAAAAACGCUUCGCGGGACCUCAGAAUCACGCCCGAGGUGUUUUUCUCGUUUAUCAUCGCGACUGAGAAGGAGAUAAUUUUGAGUUGCGACUCGAUUAUAUAUUCAAAUUCUACAUAGAAAACGCUAAGAUUAUUUUUAAGUUUUUACUCUUUGUUUUACGAUAUCGUGUAGGUAUUUAUUUUUAUUUUACAAUAUAUACAUGUAUAUAGUGUAUGUAUUUUUUUUUUUUUAUGUUGAGCAUUUACAUGUCUCGAUGCUUUUUUUUUUUUUUAUUCAAUUAGCUCGUGUACAUAUACAUACAUAUACAGAUUUUACUUGAAACAAAACAUUCCUUACGUGAAGUGAAGAUAAAAGAAAACUUAACUCCAGCAAUUUGUCAACACCCUAGCACAAUCGUUACAAACUGUUACAAGAGUUUAAGAAGACAAAAAAAAUGUUACAAGAAGAAAAUAUUUAUAUUUUAUUCUUCACCUAUUAUGAAACUGUUUUUCCUUAAUAAAAGAAAGAAAAAAAAGAAAACAUUCUUCUCAAAACGA
This is a messenger RNA of Pseudomyrmex gracilis, 2041 nucleotides long. RefSeq names its product gamma-soluble NSF attachment protein-like. Bases 204 to 1259 code for a protein of 351 amino acids. NCBI's taxonomy places the organism in Eukaryota, Metazoa, Arthropoda, Insecta, Hymenoptera, Formicidae. The transcript has 8 exons. Gene Ontology annotation, molecular function: syntaxin binding; soluble NSF attachment protein activity. Gene Ontology annotation, cellular component: SNARE complex; vacuolar membrane. Gene Ontology annotation, biological process: intracellular protein transport. The record is from RefSeq and is a predicted model, not a curated record.